GUACAAUUUCAAUCUCUGUUUCUCUCCCAAGAAAAUUUUCUUUCCUUGAAAUCUAGAAUUUUCUCACCUCCCAAACACUCCUCUCUCUCUCUCUCUCUCUCUCUCUCUCUCUCAUAUAAACAAUAUCAUUUUCCUUGGAAUUCCAGAAUUUUCUCACCUCCCAAACACUCCUCUCUCUCUACACUAAACCGUCUAGAAAGUUACAAUCCUCAACUUUCGUGGGGGCUAGGUGCUCCCACGAUACUCGACAUCUCAAAGGAAGACAAAGUAAACAUCUCAAAGGAAGACAAAGUAAAUUGGGCUUGGCCCAACGGGUUGGUUGACAUUGGGCCACAGCCCAAUAGAAGCACCAAGGAAGUGCAAGAAACUAUGGCUCCACCUCCAUAUGGAGAAUUGGUAGUAGCAUGUCAGAGUAAAGAUGCAUCCAUUGUUCUUCCAUUGAUGAAUAAUGAACACUAUGAGGCUUCUACUCAUGAGACAACAGCUACAUCCUACCAAUACAAAGACGUUUACUAUGGACAACUGAUGCCUCCAUUUGGAUUCCAAACAUUGCAUAAUUCAGAAUAUACCAGAAUGACUUUGCCUCUAGCGAUGGCCGAAGAACCUGUUUACGUGAAUGCCAAACAGUACCAUGGAAUACUACGUCGACGACAAUCCCGAGCCAAGGCCGAGGUCUUAAACAAGAUAUCUAGAUCACAAAAAAAGCCCUAUCUUCACGAGUCGAGACACCUACACGCCAUGAGAAGGGAAAGGGGCUGCAGAGGCCGUUUCGUGAGCAAGAAGAAGAUGGCAGAACCUAUAGCUUCAAUGGCUGAUGAUGGCAAAGGCAGCAACAUGUCCAGCAAUUGCUAUCAAGGUUCCGAACUACAUCUAUCUGCAUAUAUAUGAUCGUCUAAGAGGUUAAGGGUUCGAAAACAGCUUCUCCCAUUUCUUUCGGUACUUCGGAAGAUGAACUCGGAAUAUACGCGUUAGUACCAGUCUACCUUAAUAAUUAGCCUAUACUUUUUUCUUUAAAGUCGGAAGUUCAAAUGUGUAAAUGUUGAUAGAAAUGUGGAGGUUUUAAAAGUUUAUGAAUAUAUCAAAUAUUAGAAAAAGUAUAGAAAUCAAGAACUUA
Messenger RNA from Cucurbita pepo subsp. pepo (vegetable marrow), 1114 nucleotides. Its product is annotated as nuclear transcription factor Y subunit A-9. NCBI's taxonomy places the organism in Eukaryota, Viridiplantae, Streptophyta, Magnoliopsida, Cucurbitales, Cucurbitaceae. Gene Ontology annotation, biological process: regulation of DNA-templated transcription. Gene Ontology annotation, cellular component: CCAAT-binding factor complex. The record is from RefSeq and is a predicted model, not a curated record. Gene Ontology annotation, molecular function: DNA binding; DNA-binding transcription factor activity.